CUUGUGAUGUACAGAGAGUUUUUUAUACCUUCCCAGCUUAUAUUUGAAUAUUCCUUUUCAAGGUUUUAUAAAGAGAUUUCUCUCCUUUACCCCUUUCAGCGAUGUGCAUUUUGUAAGCACUUUGGAGCCACUAUCAAAUGCUGUGAAGAGAAAUGUACCCAGAUGUAUCAUUAUCCUUGUGCUGCGGGAGCCGGCUCCUUUCAGGAUUUCAGUCACAUCUUCCUGCUUUGUCCAGAACACAUUGACCAAGCUUCUGAAAGAUCGAAGGAAGAUGCAAACUGUGCAGUGUGCGACAGCCCGGGAGACCUCUUAGAUCAGUUCUUUUGUAUUACUUGUGGUCAGCACUAUCAUGGAAUGUGCCUGGAUAUAGCGGUUACUCCAUUAAAACGUGCAGGUUGGCAGUGUCCUGAGUGCAAAGUGUGCCAUAACUGCAAACAAUCGGGAGAAGAUAGCAAGAUGCUAGUGUGUGACACGUGUGACAAAGGGUAUCAUACUUUUUGUCUUCAACGAAUUAUGAAAUCUGUACCAACCAAUGGCUGGAAAUGCAAAUAUCAUCCCAACAUACAGUGAAUACCGAAUUGGAAAAACAGAUUUCUAAUGAGGUUGAUAGUGAAGAAAUGAAAAUGUCUUCUGAAGUGAAGCAUAUUUGUGGCGAAGAUCAAAUUGAAGAUAAAAUGGAAGUGACAGAAAACAUUGAAGUCGUUACACACCAGAUCACUGUGCAGCAAGAGCAACUGCAGUUGUUAGAGGAACCUAAAACAGUGGUAUCCAAAGAAGAAUCAAGGCCUCCAAAAUUAGUCAUUGAAUCUGUCACUCUUCCACUAGAAACCUUAGUGUCCCCACAUGAGGAAAGCACUUCAUUAUGUCCUGAGGAACAGUUGGUUAUAGAAAGGCUACAAGGAGAAAAGGAACAGAAAGAAAAUUCUGAACUUUCUACUGGAUUGAUUGACUCUGAAAUGACUCCUAAAAUUGAGGGUUGUUUGAAAGAUGUUUCAUACCAAGGAGGCAAAUCUAUAAAGUUAUCAUCUGAGACAGAGUCAUCAUUUUCAUCAUCAGCAGACAUAAGCAAGGCAGAUGUGUCUUCCUCCCCAACACCUUCUUCAGACUUGCCUUCACAUGACAUGCUGCAUAAUUACCCUUCAGCUCUUAGUUCCUCUGCUGGAAACAUCAUGCCAACAACUUACAUCUCAGUCACUCCAAAAAUUGGCAUGGGUAAACCAGCUAUUACUAAGAGAAAAUUUUCUCCUGGUAGACCUCGGUCCAAACAGGUAGGGUGAUUUUAAUGAUAUUGACAGAAAAGACAUUGGAACAAUUCUAUAAAAUCAGAAGGUAUAUGUGUAGUUUUGGUGUGGAUGGCAACUUUUUCUGUCUUCAGAUAGAACUUCAGUGUAAUGUUGAUUUUGUGUUUCAGCCAUUAUUUUUUAAAUGCUGUUAAUGAAGAAUGCCAUUUAUUAAAUUUGAAGGGAUCUUAUUUGGAAUUUCAACUCAGUUGGGCCAUAAAGAUGCAACCUAUUGAUAAUAGUUUCUAACAGAAAGAACUUUAAAAAUACUUUUAGUUCUGUGCUGCAGUAAAUAUAGAGCCUAAAAUACAUAUAGUUUUGGGUAUAAGUAACUAACAUCUAUUAUUUCCUUCUAAUACAUUUAUUUAUUGAUAUUAUUCAUUGUAUAUAUUUUUAACUGGAUAAACAUCAACAUUUAUGACAGGAAUUUUCCAUGCUGGGGAAUUUCUCAUUUUGGUGUUUUUAUUAAUUGCUAACUCUUGUGGGAUUUCUUUUUUCAAGUAGGACUUAUUUCAAUAGUUUCAUGGAAAAAAUCUUAGAAUUGUACUAUUGAUUUUCAGUAAGUAAAGAUAAAUCUUCCUGUGUGUGCUUUACAUCAUGUACAUUCUACCCUUUAAGAAUGAGUUCCAUUUCUUUUUAAGUGAGAUUUAAAUAAAACUGCAUGGCAAAAUGAGGA
This is a messenger RNA of Gorilla gorilla gorilla (western lowland gorilla), 1956 nucleotides long. RefSeq names its product histone-lysine N-methyltransferase 2C-like. The record is from RefSeq and is a predicted model, not a curated record. Gene Ontology annotation, cellular component: MLL3/4 complex. Gene Ontology annotation, molecular function: histone H3K4 methyltransferase activity; transcription coactivator activity. Gene Ontology annotation, biological process: positive regulation of transcription by RNA polymerase II. Bases 7 to 570 code for a protein of 187 amino acids. NCBI's taxonomy places the organism in Eukaryota, Metazoa, Chordata, Mammalia, Primates, Hominidae. The transcript has 4 exons.